This is a messenger RNA of Chilo suppressalis (striped riceborer), 3709 nucleotides long. NCBI's taxonomy places the organism in Eukaryota, Metazoa, Arthropoda, Insecta, Lepidoptera, Crambidae. The record is from the annotation of a GenBank genome assembly.
AGCGGGUACUGGUUUAAUUUAUUACGCCCGUUUGACAUUACUAACCUCGUUAUCUGUGUUUUGAACAAGAUGGGCCGAGAUUAAUUUAACUGCAUACCUAAUCAUAAUAAUGAUAUCAUCGUAAAAUGUUUGUAAACAAAACGAAAAGAUAGAAAAGAUCUAUUGUACGCUCAUUAUUUUUAAUUUGUCUAUUCAUUAUUGUAUUCGAUAAUUUGAUUUUAGUGGUAAGUGAAUCAGCAGUUAGGUCGAUCGCCACAUUGAAAUAUGGUAGCGUAUAAAAAGCGCUUUAAUGUCGCAAAAAAGGUGCGCGCGAUUCAUCUCGGCCGGCGAGGCUAAUGGCGGCCACAGUAGGCAGCAGUCAGUGCCGAGCCGUCCGCCCGCAUGCCCACGCCGCGCCGACUACUCACCCCGCGGUGGUUCCGCUCGCGGCGCUCCCCCAACCCCGAGGAGCUCGAUGAAAUCCGCUCCAGGACCCUCCCGCGCAGCGACAUGGACCGCAGGCCUCGCGUCGCCCGCGUCCUCAGCUCCCCGGCGCGAACCCAACACCAAACCAGCCCACCUCCAGAUGAGGAAUCCCUCGAAAGGGCCUUCCCCUCCAUGGGACACCUGGAAUACGUGCUCGCCGGUUCGUCACCGCCCGCCGAAAGCGCACCGAACAUGUACGACAGCUUCGAAGAACCACCCCUGGACCUAACUGCGCAUAUCUGCGGUGACUCGUUGCGUCAGAGCGCCCAUGAGCAAAUGCGAGCCGUAGGUGGACGCCUCCGCCUUUUGGAUGAACUGGAGACUGCUGUGAUAACACCUGAAACGGUAACCAGCACCUUCUCCACCGCCUCUGAUGCGGAGAAAAACGUGUGUCUAUUUUGGGCGGCAUUCCUCAAGCUUGCUAAUUUGCUGCCGCCCCUCAUCGAAGCCGGCGCCGAUCCAUUAUACUUUGACGCGCUAGGGCUGUCGCCGUUGCAUGUUGCCGCGUUUAGUGGAUCCACGGAAUGUGCAAGUUACCUGCUCUCGUGUGGAAGUGACCCCAAUUAUAUGCCGCGAUGUUUCGCUCCACUUCAUUGCGCCGCUUUUGGAAAUUCUGUGCAAGUGGCUAAUUUACUAAUCAGUCGCGGGGCAUCAGUACACGCUGCAGUGAAAUACGUCAACUGUGAAGGUGGCUUGCUUCAUUGUUCAGUGAGAGCGAAUUCAGUGGAAUGUCUAAAAUUGUUUAUAUCUCAUGGUGUCGACGUGAAUCAAAUCGAGCCUGGUGGCACUAAUGCUAUUCAUCUUGCUGCGGAUUUGGGUAUGACCCAGUGCUUGUCGAUAUUAUUGGAAAAUCCUGGGGCUGAUGCAAACGUGAGAACGAGAGUCGGAGAUAGAGAAUCAACAGCGUUACAUUUAGCUGCAGACGGCGGUUUUGUAGAUUGCGUCGAUUUGCUACUGUCUAAAGGUGCCGAUGCCAGUUUGAAGAAUCAUAGGGGCUUUACAGCCUUGCACUUGGCAGCUCGUUCGGCAAGUUUGGAGUGCGUAGAAUCCCUACUCAGGAAAGGAAAUGCAGAGCCUAACGCAAUGGAUUUUGAUAUGCGUACACCUUUACACGCCGCUAUAGGAAAAUCUGAUUCAGCUUGCGAUAUCAUAGAAACCCUCAUAAGUUGGGGAGCGAAUGUGAACCAAAAGGAUGAAUAUGGAUUUACACCCCUACACUUGGCUGCAUUGGACGGACUGUCCGCUUGCGUUGAGACAUUAAUCUAUCACGGUGCUGACGUCACUACAAGGUCUAAAAAAGGAAAUUCGGCUCUUAACGUAAUCGCUCGAAAAACGCCCGCCUCGCUUGCAAUGAUAACAAGAAAAUUGGAUUGUGCGAUCACACUGCACCAUUCACAAACGAGCAAUAGAGAGGUUGAGCUCGAGCUUGAUUUUCGCAGCAUUCUUCAACACUGUUACCCGCGCGAGAUAAGUUACCUAAAUACUUUUGUUGAUGAAGGUCAAAAAGAAGUGUUAUUGCAUCCACUUUGUUCCGCAUUUCUUCAUAUAAAGUGGGAGAAAAUACGUAAAUAUUACGUAGCGCGCCUUUUUCUGAGUUUCAUAUUCGUUUUAUGCCUGACAUUGUAUGUUUUGACCGCUCUAGCGCAUAAUUGUUACAACGGAAGCAAAGAUAUGGAGGAAACAAUACAAGAGCAAGAAUUAUGUCAAAAACAAUCUAUCCUUGGCGAUCUUUUGAGGAAAAACCCAUUCGUUAUUGAAAUGCAGUGGUGUGUUUUAGCUGGAAUCACCAUUUUUGAAAUAUUUAGAAAGGUUUACGGUAUUGCCGGCUAUUCUACAGUAAAACAAUACCUGAUGCAAUCAGAAAACAUCAUAGAAUGGUUUGUGAUAAUAAGCGUUUUUCUCAUAUCAUACAUUUACACGAACAUAACAUACACAUGGCAGAAUCACGUUGGUGCUUUUGCUGUAUUAGCUGGUUGGACAAAUUUGAUGAUGAUGAUCGGUCAACUACCAGUUUUCGGGACCUACGUUGCUAUGUAUCAGAAAGUGCAAAAGGAAUUCGCGAAAUUAUUGAUGGCUUACUCUUGCAUCCUGAUUGGUUUCACAAUAAGUUUCUGUGUCAUAUUUCCGGACUCGUCAUCCUUCGCGAAUCCGUUUAUGGGUUUUAUAACCGUAUUGACAAUGAUGAUUGGGGAGUUAAACCUAGAUUUGUUACUGAAUGAGCCGGACGGAAAUGACCCGCCUGUUCUCUUAGAAUUUUCUGCGCAAGUCACAUACGUAUUGUUUCUCUUGUUUGUCACAGUAGUAUUGAUGAAUUUACUGGUCGGCAUAGCAGUUCAUGACAUUCAAGGUUUGAGGAAAACAGCGGGACUCUCUAAGCUCGUUCGUCAAACAAAAUUGAUAUCAUAUAUGGAAAUGGCUUUAUUUAACGGAUAUUUACCUAAAUGUUUGCUAAAGAUACUCCAUUCUUCGGCGCUGGUUUCGCCGCAAGCAUACAGAGUAGUUUUAAGCGUGAAGCCAUUAAAUCCUUCAGAAAAAAGGUUACCAAGAGACAUAAUGAUGGCGGCAUAUGACAUUGCUAAGAUGAGAAAACAAUACGGGCAUACGAUUUCAUCAAAUGGUUCGACUACCGGUGCAUAUUCGUGUUUCAAAAAGUAUGAAAAUAACAAUGACUCAGGGUACAGAGAGUACGGCUAUUCGGGGCUAGGGAGUAUCCAGGCCCGUCUUGACGAAACAUCCGAGAGUGUGCGCCAAUUGACUCAGGAAAUAAAGGAAUUAAAGAAGUUAAUAAGUGCCCAGCAGCUCGUCAUACAGCAGGCUCUAGCUGGCCCGAUGGACAGCCGUUGAUGAUAUAAUGGGCGGCCGAGUCAUUUAGUUUCAAUGCCAACUGUACACAAGUCAAUAAACUAUAGCAAACGAGCAUUGUCGUACAUUUGUACUCGUUUAGGCCCUAUUGUGGACAUAGUGGACUUAAAUCUGAGUGGUGAUAUUUUUUAACUUUACAUUCACUUAGUUGUAAGACUGUAGUGAUAUAAGAUUUAUUUAAUAUUUUUAUCGUUUAAAACGCAGGACGUACGUAUGCUGUGAUUGUAGAAUACACUUGGUAUUAUUAUCGAUUUUGUGAUAUUGUUUAAUGUGACAAUUAAAUUUUUGCAAUCUUAUUUGGACUUUCUUAUUUUUGCGUCAGUGUGAUAUUAUGUGUGCGUAUUUUGUGAUACUCUGUAAUGACAAUAAAUUUUGCAAUCUU